This is a messenger RNA of Tachysurus vachellii, 2722 nucleotides long. RefSeq names its product xylosyl- and glucuronyltransferase LARGE1-like. The record is from RefSeq and is a predicted model, not a curated record. The coding region runs from base 33 to 2360 and encodes 775 amino acids. Gene Ontology annotation, biological process: protein O-linked glycosylation via mannose. Lineage: Eukaryota; Metazoa; Chordata; Actinopteri; Siluriformes; Bagridae. Gene Ontology annotation, molecular function: xylosyltransferase activity; glucuronosyltransferase activity. The transcript is spliced from 15 exons.
CUGCCAAACGGAGCGUGUCAGCUCGCAAGUCAAUGCCAUGUACCCACGGGCUAACACCUGCUGCCCAAAUAGAGGUCUGUCAGCCUCCUGAACGCCCACUCUCUUCAGUGCAGAGGAUGCUGGGAAUGUGUCGUGGGCGCAGGAAGUUCCUGGCAGCCUCCCUGAUCCUUCUCUUUAUCCCGGCCCUCACCUGGCUCUACCUGUCUGCUACCAACUUCACAGUGAAGCCGCUGCCUCUGUCUCCACUGGAGCCUCAGUCCUCUACGCUGGCUCUGGAACUACGGGUACGGGAGGUGGAAGAGGAAAACCGAGUGCUCAGGAAAGAGCUGAGUCAGCCACCCAGGAACCCCACCCAUGGUAACCAGUAUGGCAGUGGACGCCAUGUCAACCAAUCUCAUGUUGGCAGAGAGGGUUCGAGACAUGCAGAGGCUCAGAGAGGAAUCUCACCAGGAAACAGCUCUGACUGUGUGUCUCAGCCUGUGGUGGAUAAGUGUGAGACAAUUCAUAUGGCCAUAGUGUGUGCCGGGUAUAAUGCCAGUAGAGACGUGGUGACCCUGGUGAAGUCUGUGCUGUUCCACAGACGGAACCCUCUCCAUUUCCACUUCAUUACAGACUCCAUCGCCCAGCAAAUCCUGGCCUCCCUGUUCCACACCUGGAUGGUUCCAGCUGUCCAAGUGGACUUUUAUGAUGCUGAUGAAUUGAAGUCUGAGGUGUCGUGGAUUCCUAACAAACAUUACUCGGGUAUCUAUGGCCUGAUGAAGCUGGUACUGACAAAGACGCUGCCAUUAAACCUGCAGAAAGUCAUCGUUCUGGAUACUGACAUCACCUUUGCCACAGACAUCGCUGAGCUGUGGGCUGUCUUUCACAAAUUCAAAGGUCAGCAGGUGCUUGGUCUAGUGGAGAAUCAGAGUGACUGGUAUUUAGGGAACCUGUGGAAGAACCAUCGGCCGUGGCCAGCUCUAGGUCGAGGCUUCAACACUGGUGUAAUUCUCCUGCUGUUGGAUCGUUUGAGGAAGCUGAGAUGGGAGCAGAUGUGGAGACUGACAGCAGAGAGAGAGCUGAUGAGCAUGCUGUCUACAUCACUAGCUGAUCAGGAUAUUUUCAAUGCUGUCAUCAAACAAAACCCUUUCCUGGUGCACCAGCUGCCAUGUUUCUGGAACGUUCAGCUGUCUGAUCACACACGCUCCGAAAAGUGCUACAGAGACGUAUCUGACCUCAAGGUGAUCCACUGGAACUCUCCUAAGAAGCUGCGGGUAAAGAACAAGCAUGUGGAGUUUUUCAGGAACCUUUAUCUGACCUUUCUGGAGUACGACGGCAACCUGCUGAGGAGGGAGUUAUUCGGCUGUCCGAGUGAAACCGACCACAAUAGUGAGAAUCUCCAGAAGACUCUACUGGAGCUUGAUGAGGAUGACCCAUGUUAUGAGUUCCGGAGAGAGCGCUUCACUGUGCAUCGCACACACCUCUACUUCCUGCACUACGAGUACGAGGCCAGUGCAGACCAGACUGACGUUACGCUCGUGGCUCAGCUCUCCAUGGACAGGCUGCAGAUGCUAGAGGCCAUCUGUAAACACUGGGAAGGACCCAUCAGUCUGGCUCUCUACCUGUCUGAUGCUGAGGCACAGCAAUUCCUGCGUUAUGCCCAGGGUUCUGAGGUACUCAUGAGCAGAAGCAAUGUGGGAUACCAUAUCGUCUACAAAGAGGGUCAGUUCUACCCUGUCAACCUGUUGCGCAAUGUUGCCAUGAAACAAGUCAGCACACCUUAUAUGUUCCUGUCUGACAUCGACUUCCUGCCAAUGUACGGACUCUACGAAUACCUCAGGAGAUCUGUAGUACAGCUGGACAUGGCUCACACUAAAAAAGCUCUGGUGGUGCCUGCAUUUGAGACACUGCGAUAUCGGCUGUCCUUUCCCAAAUCCAAGGCUGAGCUUCUGUCCCAGCUGGACAUGGGCACCCUCUUUACCUUCAGGUACCAUGUAUGGACAAAGGGUCAUGCUCCAACCAACUUCGCAAAAUGGCGGACAGCCACAACGCCGUACAGAGUGCAGUGGGAGGCUGAUUUUGAGCCAUAUGUGAUGGUGAGGAGGGACAGUCCAGAAUAUGACCGCAGAUUUGUGGGAUUCGGCUGGAACAAAGUGGCUCACAUUAUGGAGUUAGAUGCACAGGAAUACGAGUUUGUGGUUCUACCCAAUGCCUACAUGAUCCACAUGCCUCACGCACCGAGCUUCGACAUCACCAAGUUCCGCUCCAAUGAGCAGUACCGUGUUUGUCUCAAGACUCUUAAAGAGGAGUUUCAGCAGAACAUGUCCCGCCGCUACGGAUUCGCUGCACUUAAAUACAUGACUGCAGAAAAUAACAGCUAGCACCUCUGCCAUACUGAAAUUCUGCAUGUGAGAUGGAGAGAACCACUUUAGAGUAACAUAAAAAAAAAUGGCAGAAAUGGACAGUAAUAAGUGAUGGAAAGUAAGCGGACAGUAGUAAAUGAUGAAAUCUUCAAAUCACAGAGCGGCUGGUACGCUCAUAAAAAACAGACUUUAGACGGACAAGUAAAUUAAUUUCCAUAAGUCCCCACAGUGCUACAACUCUGGCUAGAUAGAUGUUAAUCCUGCAAAUUUCAACCUUUGAAAUGUAUAUUUUUUCUAGGUUUUUCCUAUUUUUGCCUCAGCACAAAUUUAUGGUAGCAAAAACCUUUUUUGUUUUAUAUUUCUUUUAGGGAGUCAUGAUU